AUGUCUUUAAAACGCUCCGCAAAAAGUCUUAAUAAUUCCGUAAAUAGUACACCAAUUAAACCAAGUAAAAAAGAACCGAAAAUGCAAGAAUCCAAUAAAGUCAGUCUUGAGGAAAUAUGGACUGUUAUCUCGUCCAUGAAUGAAAACUUAACAAAACUCGACAAGCUUGAUGCCAUAGAGACGAGACUAAAUAACACUGACGGUGAGAUUAACAACUUGAAGCACUCCCUAACCUACCAACAUGAUACAACAAGUGAAAUUCAAUCAAGUCAAAAGAAGCAAAAUGAGCAAAUAAAAAAGCUAGAGGAAAGGGUCUCAAAGAUUGAAGAAGAGAAAGAGAAAAUGAAUCGUGAGAUCCUCGACAUUAAAGCGCGCUCGAUGAGGAACAACCUGUUAAUAUUUAAUAUACCGGAGUCGGAAAAUGAAUACCCUGAAAAAUGUGUAGAGAAAGUAUAUGAAAUACUGCAAAACAAACUCGAGAUCGAUGAUGCAAGCAGCAAAAUGCCCAUUGAAAGAGCACACAGAAUAGGAAGAAACAGACGAGGAAAUCCAAAAGCAAGACUAAUUGUCGUCAAAUUCCUUCGCUACCCAGACAAAGAAUUGGUAAAGAGAUCUGCGAGCAAACUAAAAGGUACAUCGAUAGGAAUCGGGGAGCAAUUUCCAAAAGAAAUAGCAGACAUACGGAAGAGCUUAUAUCCAGUUCUCAAAAAGGCAAAAGAAGACGGGAAUAAAGUUAAGCUUGUCAAAGAUAAAUUGUAUAUCAAUGGACAACUCUACUACGGAAAAUAA
This is a messenger RNA of Paramuricea clavata, 789 nucleotides long. The record is from the annotation of a GenBank genome assembly. NCBI's taxonomy places the organism in Eukaryota, Metazoa, Cnidaria, Anthozoa, Malacalcyonacea, Plexauridae.